AUGGCAUCUUUCAUUAACAACCGGCGUCUAGAGAACGGCAAUGUCAGCGAGAACAGCCCCCUCCUCAGGGAAAGUGAUACCAGCGGCAAGGCCAGACUCCAGGCCCGCGACGGGUCGGCCAGCGCCUGGGCCACCUUCGGGGUCGUCUGCACAGUCAUAUGGGUGCAAGCGCUGAUUCGCUGGUUUGCAUCGCCGACCGAAUUCAAGCCAGCGCCAAUCCUUGGACCGGACAAGAUAGCAACGUGGCGGCUUGUGGGAUUCCGCAUAUUCGAGGCGCUCAACUUGGCAGUUUUGCUGUUGCUGGUCUGGUUCUGUCUCCUCGUACCUGCAUUCCCGUACCUCCGCCGCUUCAAGAAGACAGACGAGGCGAGCCGGCUCGACAUGGACGGCAUGUCGGUCAUCGGGGGGUUCGUCGCCUGGGGCGCCGAUGGCCUGUUGAACCUAAAGGAGUACCUGUUCAUGUUUAACGCGCACGGAGUCAACAGAGGGGUGUGGAUUCGCUUCAUACCAUUUCAAUCGCCCAAGGCCGCCACCCGCUACGCCGAAGACCUCCUCAUCGGGCCAGCCAUGUAUGUCUACUUUUGCGAAGGAUUCGGCCUUCUCGGGACGUGGUUGGCAAAACCCAUUCGCCGCAGGUUUCCUAGCCUGACCAACGCUGGUGUGCUUGGGCUUGUCUGGCUUAUCGAGUUCGUCGCCGACUUCGUCAUUGAGAACUCAGCGAUCAGAUUGACCCACGUAUUUGGGUACACCAAGACAUACGGGCCGCUUACCCUGUUCCAAGGGGAGGUGCACCAGUUCCCCAUUUACGAGUCUGCGUUCGUCGCGAGCCUUGGUGUGGUGCACACAGCUAUGCGGAUCAAGUGGCUGGAUAAUGGCGUUUCACCUGUGGAGAGGGGAUACGAGGCGUGGGAUGAGAGGCUUCAUACCGCUGUCAGAACUUUUGCCGUGAUUGGCAUGUGUUGCGCUGCUGUUAUUAUGUUCUAUCAUCUCCCGCUUACUUGGCUUGGAAUGGUUGGGGACUGCCAUGCGCAUAUACCUAGCUACAUGCAGCCAGGGGAGUGGGCGAAUCGGCAAGACUGA
Molecule: messenger RNA, 1080 nt
Organism: Diaporthe batatas
Lineage: Eukaryota; Fungi; Ascomycota; Sordariomycetes; Diaporthales; Diaporthaceae
Exons: 1
Coding region: 1-1080 (359 amino acids)
Source: RefSeq, a predicted model, not a curated record